UCGAAUGAGAAGAGUCCUUUCAUUGUGAGGAUUGAGGGUCGCUUUAAACCGUGUCGGCUCUUGAUUAGACUCACCACAGAAACAAAAAUGCGGCUAAGAUGGCUCUUAGUUCCACUCCUUUGUCCAGGAUGGAGUUUAAUGAUCAUGAUGGCGGAAGCAAUAGAGCCAAUCUCGACCAGCCUGGCUGUUGGAAUUGCAGCUGCUAUAACCGGGUUUUUAGCUCGUUAUCCGAAUAUGCUGUGCUAUUUGCAGGAGUGUUGCAGACCAGAGUGGAUCUCCUACAAUAAAACAGGUCUUAAAGUGGAUCUGGAGAGCAAACUGUUUGGCCAGCAUGUGGCAUCUCAUGUCCUCCUCAAAGCUGUGACUGGCUUCAUGAACAACGAGAACCCAAAGAAGCCCCUCGUCCUCUCGCUGCAUGGCUGGACCGGCACAGGCAAAAACUUUGUCAGUCAGCUGAUUGCCAAAAACAUUUACCAGCGUGGUAUGACGAGCGGGUUUGUGCACUUGUUCACUGCCACGGCACACUUCCCACAUGAAGUGGAGCUGGAAUUGUACAAGUCCCAACUGCAGCAGUGGAUAAAGGGCAAUGUGAGCGCCUGCCCUCGCUCCAUGUUCAUAUUCGACGAGAUGGAUAAGAUGCACCCGGGCCUGAUCGACAGCAUCAAACCCUACUUAGAUUUUUACGAAACUCUAGAUGGAGUCUCCUACCGCAAGGCCAUCUUCAUCUUUCUAAGUAACGCCGGAGGUGAAAACAUCGUGCAGGUGGCACUGGAUUUUUGGAAAACAGGAAGGGACCGAGAAGAGAUCGAGCUGAAACAUUUGGAGACAGCCCUGUCCCUGUCUGUUUUUAACAACAAGAACAGUGGUUUUUGGCACACUAGCCUAAUAGACAAGAACAUGGUGGACUUCUUUGUGCCUUUUCUCCCCCUGGAGUACAAACAUGUGGUGCAGUGUGGGCGAGCCGAGAUGAUAAGCAAGGGCAUGGAACCCAAUGAUGAGGCUGUGGAGCAAAUGGCACAUGACAUGAACUAUUUCCCUCGCGACGAACGCGUCUUUUCCAUGCAAGGGUGUAAGGUUAUCUCCAGCAGGCUGGACUUCUACAUCUAAAAAGAAGGAAAAUAACCACAGAUGCUCAAAACAGUCUGUACUUUCCCUGAACAACUGUGGUUGUUUGGGAGGGAAUCGUAUCCGCAGUAUCGAGAGAGGAUACUCACUUCAUAAAAUUUACCUGAGCACUACUCUACUCUGAUGUCACUCAUCACGUGUAGAAGGAGGGAGCAGUAUUUUUUUUUUUUUAAUUGAUUGAUUGAAAUGGUUGAAGAUACUUCCAUUUUUAUUCUGGAUGAAUGAAAACCGAUGCAGGCUUGACUCCUUGUUUAUUUUAAGGAGGAUUUGGGUCUCAUGAUUGAUUUGGUAGGGGCGUGAAUGAAUGUCUUGAAUCUUAAAUGGCCAUAUUUAUGAACAUUACUAGUGCAUGACAAUGCACAACAUAAGAAGAAAAAUUUUUGUUUAACAUUUUUAAUAUCUGUGAAUAGAAAGGACAACGGCUUAAUGUCAAAAUCCUACAAGGUCUACCAAUUACAUCCUUUUGUCAAAAUUGCUUAAAUAUAUGUAAUUUUUGGCAUUGGUGUGUGUCCAGCUCAUGAGAUCAUUUACAUUGGGGGGGGGAAUAUAGAUUUAAAAUGGAUUUAUUCCAUUAAAUGAAAAACAGCAGCAAUGAGAGAGAAGCAGUCUUGCCAACAAAACUUCGUUUUGCAGACAUUACUGCAUGAACUGUUUUUGCAUUGAUGUUUUAACACUCAAAGCACAUUUCACAGAUUAUAAUCAUGCUUCAUUUUUCACAGAACAGAUAUCUUUUCAGGACAGAAAAUGGUGUGACGAGGGUAUGAAAUUGUUUUUGGUCUCAGUGAUGGUUUGAUGAUCUGCACUUUUCGACUCUGUGUGUUCUGUUCAUUUGGAGUGCCUGGUGUCAAAAACUGAUCAUUCCACGCUGAUUAUUUUUAACCUGAUAAACUUGACCUUUUUCUUGAA
Messenger RNA from Neoarius graeffei (lesser salmon catfish), 2031 nucleotides. It is a transcript of the gene tor1, whose product is annotated as torsin family 1. Gene Ontology annotation, molecular function: ATP hydrolysis activity; ATP binding; kinesin binding. The record is from RefSeq and is a predicted model, not a curated record. Gene Ontology annotation, biological process: nuclear membrane organization; protein localization to nucleus. The transcript has 5 exons. Bases 88 to 1107 code for a protein of 339 amino acids. Gene Ontology annotation, cellular component: endoplasmic reticulum lumen; nuclear envelope; endoplasmic reticulum. NCBI's taxonomy places the organism in Eukaryota, Metazoa, Chordata, Actinopteri, Siluriformes, Ariidae.